Rubroshorea leprosula is the source of this 479-nucleotide messenger RNA. The record is from the annotation of a GenBank genome assembly. NCBI's taxonomy places the organism in Eukaryota, Viridiplantae, Streptophyta, Magnoliopsida, Malvales, Dipterocarpaceae.
CCCUACCCUCCUAAAGGCCCCUUUUCCUUUCUCCCCAUCAUGGCUGAUAAUACUAACAAUAAUCUCAGAAUUAGAGUUGAGAGAAACCCUCCAGAAUCCAAACUCUCUGAGCUAAACAUCAAGUGCUGGCCCAAAUGGGGGUGUUCACCGGGGAAAUACCAACUGAAGUUUGACGCAGAGGAGACCUGUUAUUUGGUGAAGGGGAAAGUGAGGGCAUACCCAAAAGGAUCGUCGGAGUACGUGGAGUUUGGCGCCGGAGAUCUCGUCGUCAUACCCAAAGGACUCAGCUGUACCUGGGAUGUCUCCGUCGCCGUAGAUAAGUACUACAAAUUUGAGUCGUCUUCACCUCCACCGCAAGCAUCUUCUUCUUCCUCCUCUCAGUAGUAUCAGUAUAUAUUUGCCCCUAUAUUUCCUUUAUUUGAUUUGUUUUCUCCUUCCAAGUAAUUAAAGGAGUAAUCCAUUAAAAUUGUUUUUAAUUU